AUGAAUGGUGGAAAGACUGACAAGUUUCCUGUCAUUGCUAAAGGUAAGUUUUCUAGUUUGCGGUUGUUUAGUUUCAGUUUUCAUAGUUCUUUCAAAGUUUGUUACUUGUUUAUCUCUUUCACAUCGUCUUCGCAAAAAAGAGCCCCAAACAUCCGUUGAGAAUCAGCUCCAAGACAAAGAUCGUAAACCUGAGUCCGGUGUAACUGAAGGACUGGUGGAGAGGCAGAAACAAGCUAGUUCUCUUAUAGAAAUGUUUCAACAAGAGGCGCUGAAUGAAAAACAAACUCGCCUCCUCGCUCAGUUGAAGGCGCUUGAAAAGGUUUGCUUUGAGCUUUUAUUGAACAUGUAAGCUUCAUACUGAUGAUAGCUUUGAUAUCAGGAAAUAAAUUACUUUUCAGGACAGGUUGGCAACAGAUGCGUGGAAAAUAAUUGCAGCUCUGAAGAAGGAAAAAGGAUUACUUGAGGUAAAACAGCAAAUAAACGUUCAUCUCUUAAGUCAAGCUUAUAUCUCUAUUGUUGUUGUUCUCGUUUUAAAGUUUGCCAACUGCACAAAAUCAUUUUUCUCUAAAUGUUAGAGUCAAGUUCAAAAGCUCACAGCACAAAACAGCAACCUCACUGGUGGAAAAGAUGGAGCUGGAAAUUGCAAAAGGUAAGCUUUAGCAUAGAAAUGAAUUGAGGCUAGCGAUCUCUAACACGGUUUUCAAAGUUCAAAUGUGUCCUUAAACUACUGUAAAAUUGAUGUUAAAAUAUUUUAAAAAUCCUAUAGUCUCGCCGAUCCACAAUGACGCCGUGGAUCGGCGAAAGCUUUGAUUUAUUAACUUUUUAACAUCAAUUUUACAGUAUUUUAAGGCCUCAUUUGAUCUUUUGUCAGUUUUAUUCUCUAAAAUACUACUGAAGGACAACAUUCAACGAUUAAGAAAUUUACAAUUUAAGUUUUACAAGGUAAACUAGUCAAUUCAAGUCGUCAUCAUUUUCAUUAAUAUGUCAUUUUCUUGACAUAGCUAAAUAUUGAGUUCGUUAAAAAUGCAAAAAAGAUUAUUUCUUCCGACUCUUUUUAAUUUGAUCUUUAGAACUCAAAUAAAACCCAACGAAACUCAAAAUGCGAAAGACAAGCUUACGCAUAUCCAGAAAGAUAACAGCAACGAAAGCAAUAUGAACAAAAUUAGAGGUAAGAGGAAGAAAUAAAAUUAUUUGUCGAGUGUUAGUAAGAAAAAUAAGUCAUGAAUUGAUCACAUUUCAAAUUACAGAUGAGCUCAAUAAAGUUUUAACCGCUGUAACUUGUGGAGUAAAAGACAAACAAGCAACGGUAGGUGGUGUCUUCAGAAAACGAUUUAAAAACUCUGUUGUAUUGUGCAUGAACUGACAGGACGCGAGAGCACGAAAAGCUCUGUAGAGAGAAACUCCGCUUACUUAGUCGAGUCCUCUUUUUUGGCUUUAUAGUAAAUCUGAUAAUGAACCAUCAUAUCAGCCUGGUACUUGACUUGUACUUUGCUAACAUCGCUCGAGUCUUCCACAAAUCCCAGUAAUUUUUAAGGGGCUACUGCUAAUAUCGUAAAAACGAUCUCGAUAUUUAUGACUAUUCCCGGACAGUCGUUAAUACUGUCGGCUUAGAAACGCAUAAUGUUUUAAUUAACUAAUUAGUAAUAACUAGUUAUCUUGUCAAGUCACGGUCAUAACUGGCUGCUUUAUUUAAUGGAUUCUAUUGAUAAUCGACAUUGUAAUAAAAAAUUCGUAAAAAUUCAAUUUCAUCUGCAUAGAGCGAGAUUUGCGAUGCUCUUAUCAUUGAAACUUGACUUUUUAUUGAUAUUUUAUCGUUGUUUACUUUUAUGGUGGGUAAUCUCUUUUACAGGGAAAAGAAAAUAAAGAUAGUAUAUCGCCUCUGAGUCCUUCAAAUUAUAUCAAGAAAUCAGCACAAGUCCCGGUAGAUACAAGGUAAUAGUUUCAUCGAUCAUUCAUUGAUACUUGUCUUUAUAUGAUCAUUGUGAUACCCUGUCAGAUAGUAUUAAGUUGGGUUUUGGUGAAUGCGCGCCUACUAGGGUAUUUUUCAAACUCUAUCAAUGACAAAUAAUCUUGUAACUCUAAAUCGCGACCUUUGAGCUUAGUUUCAACGAGACGUAAGGGUUCUUGUAAAUGCAAUUUAGCUCUCUGUCAACAAAACCGAAAACGAAAAUGACAAAGCGAAACUGUGUAUUACUUUUCUGAUGUUAUGUUCAGAACCAAAAGUGUUCUCGACUAACAUGCAGACCAAGGUCAAAUAUGAAAGAUGAAAGUGUACGAAAACCCAGUCGAAAAUGAAUUUUCAUACCAUGCCAUAAAAAGUACAGUCAAACAACUACAGUGUGAUCGAGUUCACAAAAACCCUUUUUUUCGCUCAGGGAAUUUAGGUUAUUUCAGUUUUUGACGAUGACAUUUUGGCACAUGCACCAUCUCUCAGUCACACAGGAAGGCACCAUUCAGCUGCCAGGUUCUUUCGCAAAAAACCAGAAGUGGUUUUGUUUUUGUCGUCAGUAACAGCCUAUUUCCGGGCUCAUCAAUAGAAUUAUGUUUACGCAUUUCCCUUCCAAGCAAACAGGAACUUUUAGUGAAUAUAGAGCCUUUUAUUAUUUAGCUUGUAAGCGUGUUGGAAUUAAGGCUUGGCAAAUUGUGGUUCAGUAGUGCAUAACGAAGCUUUGAGUUACAGGAUGUGACAUAUUGUUAGAGUUUUUUUAGCUCUUUUCAAGCUUAAAGGUUCGUAUGCAUGUUAAGAAAAUACAGUUGACUUUUGGCAUAUUCUGUAAUGUACAACUUAAAAGCAAUGCAUUUAGUAUAAUGAGGUAUUCACUUAGUCGGGAUCAGUCCCAAAGAUACCCGUCGCUUCUUAAACCGAAGCAAAAGUUUUUGCUCACAUUAUCAUAAUAACAAUAUCAUUGAAAAUGCUAAAGACCUUCUUCAAAGGGGUUACAUCAAACAUCUACAGCUAAAAAACUUGUGGCCUUUGGGUGGCUGCAAGUUAAGAGUCAGUUAAUUUUAGACAUCGCAGAGGACUUUUUUUUAGGAAGGAAAAACAGGUUAAAGAAUCUUACUGCUAUCUUUUCUCUGCAUGGCAUCCGAAUAUAAGAAAUGUCACAGCUUCUUUUUACAACCCCCAAAAAUAAAAAGAUCUUUGGAAAAAUCUUUACUUAUUUUAUUUAAAAAUCGUUAAUUUAGCCCAAACUGCACGAGAACAAUCAUGUAAUUACUAGUCAAUGAUAUACAAGCAAAAUUACGACUUUGUUUUACUUUUUAGUUGCUUUUAUUUCGUGUCAUGGCUCUCCGGUUCGGUCGCUUGCCUUUAACCUGUUGCCGGAGGCCAAAACUGCACGACACAGAGUUCAAUUACCACUUCAUUACAUCCAUUUUAAAAUCGCAAGUUUCAGUCGCUCAAUUACAGGUGUUUCAAGUGUGUACAAACAGUUUAUUAAUCCAGUUCUGAGCCGGAUGGUUUGUGAAAAACUACAUAAGUUGUCUCACAUUUUCCUCUGAUGAUACUGGUUUUCUUAAACAAGUCUAGAAGUCUGAUUGUUUGUUGUGUUAUAGUACAGUUUUCUCGUAAGCUGGGAAGAGAUACGAUUUAGAACGAAAAUGGUGCGAUUCGUUAAAGAAUCGCACCAGUGAGAGCCACUCGGAUUGCAAGAAUCACCAGCGAUUUCAUAAUGAUUGUAAUAAAUAUUCUAAUUAUCUAAUUAUUAUCGGUGAUUACAACUGUUACCAAUCUUAUGUAUUGUAGAUCAUAGGUCAGUGGGGAGGUUCCUUUCAGAAUCCUCUGCUCUUCUUGAGUUCGUAUCUUCAUUUUCUUUUAGUAUGCAUUGUGUACCCCUCGCAGAGGAAAAACUAUCAGAAAGAUCGGCCGAUAGUUUUAAAGGUAAGGCCUUUACAGCUUUGAUCAAUUUAGAGGUCUGGGCCCAGUUGUUCGAAGGCUGAUUAGCGCUAACCCAGGGUUAAGAUUUAAUCUGGGUUUCUUUAUUUCUUUCUUCAAAGGCCUUUUCCAGAUAAUUUUCUUUAUUAUUUUUGGAGCGUCUAAGCAUCACAAUGUUCUUUCAAAGCUUUCAUACCUGAGGUCAGAUUUCACAUCAACCCUCGGUUAUCUUAACUUAGCUUUAAAUAACCCAGCCCUGAUGCAUACGCCAAGUCGAAUUGAUGUCUAUUGUUCCAUGAAUACAUGUUGCAGAGCCUCAGGUUCAUGUGGCUGGUGUAUGUGGACUGCAGAAUCUCGGCAACACGUGUUUUGUGAAUGCAGGCUUACAGUGCCUCUUCAGUGUGACACCAUUCUGCAGAUUCUUUUUAGGUAUGAUAUAGAGAUAUUUUCACGCGAUAAAGGUGAACAAUGGGAGAUACAGGAAUGCACAAUCUUUCAAGGUCUAUCAUGGCAUCUCAUGUAAUGACUAUCGAGUUUAUACGUGUUUAAUCCCUUUUCCACAGGGUGGGUCAUCUCAAGCAAAGAUAACGAAUGUUCUUUUUUGUUUGUAGGUGGUGGGCACAAAAAUGUGUCUCAGAGGAACCCCAAGAGUUUGCAAGGGGAAAAACCAAAUAAAAGUCAGGUUAGGAUUUGCUUUAAACAACUCUUAAACAUCGGAAACAACUCGAAGUUACUUACGCAACAACACAAUGUUUUAAAAAAUAGAAUCGACCGACAAUUUUAAAAUGUGUAAUACAGUAAUUUAUUGAGUGUUUAACGAGAAGUUAUCUGUUUGCAGCAAUCAUUAUGCAAAGUCUUAGGUGAGCUGGUGACGAAAGUCUGGAGUGGUUGUUACAUAGAUUGUGAUCCAACAGAGCUGUACACAGCAAUCACUACACACUUCUGUCAUCAACUUACACCUCACAGACAGGUAAGCUGACACAAAGACAUCUUGCUACAGCAUGAUUCUACUCGUAUUCCUCUCUAUCAUAAUUUCUUCAUAUUCAAUUCACGCCAUGUCAAGGUAGUCCCCUUUAAAGGAGGAGCUGGUCCCAACUCCAAGAAAUUAGCAUCCAGCUGGAUCAGCUAGCAUAAAGAAGUUAUGGCUUGCCUCACAUGUUACAGCACGCACUAUUCAUGAACAAUUAGCAAGUGAUAAAAAAUUCUUGACAGCGAUUCAGGUUAAGCCUGUAAACGGGGAAUUUAAUGACUAAUACUAAGAGAAACUCACGUGAAGAGUGUGAGAUUUCCAUGUAAACCCUUUAAGCCGACAAAAAUCUACCUGAAGACUUUUUUUCGUUUCGUCUUUAGUCUGCCUGCUGUACAAAUAGACGUCGCAUGUAAGCUCUGCAACGCAGAAAUGUUAAACAUACAGAUCAUCUCUUAAUAUACGUCACCAUCUCGUUCUUCUUUCGUUUCCUUUCGGUAAGCAUGACUGUCACGAAUUUCUCGCGCUGUUUCUGGAUGGACUUCAUCACGAACUUAACUGUGUUACCGACAGUUCCAAUGACUCGUCACCAUAUCAGCUUGAUAAAAAUGACUGUGCGGAGCAGAGAUGGAGGUAAAUGCAGUCUCAGGUCACUUAGCUUUGGACACAUAAAGGCCACCCUAAAGCCUAAACAAACUAGAAAAUCAACUUAACUUUUCUGUUCUUAUCUGUUUUGUUUUAACCAGUUUACUCGGUCUUGACUGUUUUCCCCUCAAUAACAUCACAUGACAAUCGGAUACUUUAGGGCUAUUCUAUGUUGCUAUUGAUAUUUUUCAGAGAAUACACCAGGAGUAAUGAAUCCCUUAUCGUUGAUACUUUUCAAGGACAACUGCAAAGCGAGGUAAAACUAAUUGCUGGUUUACUGCUGUAUCAAGACAAUUGCGUUUGAUGUGAUAUUCUCACAAUUAUGAGGGAUGGUGUACUCUAAUGAUGUGUAAAUAUGUUAUAUCAGCUGAGAUAUUCAGUCAGUCAGAAUAAUACUACUACAACUAAUAGAAGUGCUCUUCUUGAAGCAUUAUUGGUCGCAAGAUCUUUGAAGACGAAGAAUCUUAAUUCGUUUUAUCCUCAGAUCACAUGUUGCAGCUGCAGUCAUAAAUCAUUCAAAUACCAGCCAUUUACAUUUCUCUCCGUGCCACUGCUAAGUGAAUCAUAUAACACUUUUGGUAAGUCUCAUAUGAUUAAACUAUUAGCUUUCCAUCUAUUUAAACACUUCUUUUAGAGUAAGAUUUGUAUCAAUUUCAAACUUAACCGAGACGACGAUUAAGAUAACUAUCUUUCCUUUUUAUUUUGCCUCCACGACUCAACCGGUCACACAAAGAGUGCGUUGGCCGGCCAGGCCACCGUACCGCUCAUUUAACACCAAUACGCUUACCAAUAUGCUUAUAAUUACGACUGAUGGAAACUAAAUGCAUCAAAGCCGUAAACGAAAACCCCUAAAAAUCAGCAGGUGGGGAAAAGGGGAAAGUGUGCCCUCAACCAAGGCAGUGAUGCCUUGGGAGGUUUAGGGUAUCCUAUGAAUAUGAUGACAUACACAAGUAGAUAACAGUUACUUAAGGAACCAUGCGAGUACAGCUCUAAGUAAAACCUUAUGUGAACAUGAUAAUAUUUUAAACGAAAACGAAACCUAACAACUUAACACGUCGAAGGCUGACUGUACUCAAAUUACAAACUGUGAUCCCAUAACUCUCCUCGCACCUCGCACCUCGCACCCGCCUCCAGUCCUCUUAUACCUGCCGGCAAAAUAUUAAUUUAUUCUAAUUAAGAUUAUCGCAAAUUACAUUAUUCUACAAACAGUUGUGACGUGGGUUUCCUGUGAUCUAAAGGAGGAAAGUGAUGGGAAAAUACGGGCAGUCAGGUAAUUAUCAAAGACUUCAUGUUGAUAGGCAUAGUGAUAGCCAUUUGAAUAUUUUUGUUUUGAGUUAUGAUUCUCUUCUGCUCUAUUUCACUCGUUUCAUUCGACGAUUUCGUUUGUUCUUUUUUCUCUCUCGCCUAGGUACAAAGUACACGUGACGAAACCAAGUACUGUAUCUAAACUAAAAGCCAAUUUUGUUUCCUUGCUACCCGAAGACGCACAACCACAGUUGGAGGACAUCAAGGUGUCUGUGGUGCGAAACAGUCAGAUCGUUUCAAUAAUGGUACAGAAAAAAACGUUUCUGUUGACCGCCUUAUCAACCUUCAAUACUUUUUGUGCUAUUUGUUUCAGAAAGCCUUUUAGGAUUUAGAAUGCUUGAGGUUUAGAACGCUGCUUGGUUACAAUUUUGAUCGAUUUCUUCUAAGAACUGAAUUUCUGAGAACCCUCGUUCCAAAGAUUAAAAUGCAUUCAGUCAGCGCCUGGUAUAACUAAAUCAGUGUGCAAGCGAAUCGGUUUUGUUUCAUUGCAGAGUGAUGAGAAGCAAUUAACAUUAUUCACUGAUCGCCGAAGCAAGCUGUACAUGUUCAACCCUUCAAAAGCUCCAGAAUCUUUACUUGUUGAAGAUUCCAGUCAUUCACAGCGAGAAUCUAUACUGUUUACCGAGGGUCAGCUGCGUGAAGAUUGCAAUCAGUCAAGAAGGACAUCCCUGACGUAUCCCUCGGGACGAUCCUCGACUCAGGCUUUUGAAUCAACUAUGUUCUACUCCCCUGACGCUGCUAGUGCCCCAGGAGAAUUCAUGUCAGCACUCGAUCAGCUUCACACUGAAUCUUAUACAACUGAUAAAUCUCCAAUUGAUAAACUCCACCAGUAUAGACUAGCAAGUCCCAAUACCAGUACCCCAGAGACUCAGGCAGCGCAAACAGCAAAGCGUGUAUCGUUGUCUAAUAUGUAUCGCUUGAGCUCCACGUGCUGUAUUUGUCUGCAGGAGAGAGCAGAUAACCAACUUGUUUCACAUGAUAAAUGCGGAAGACUGUAUUGUCGCCAAUGCCUUCAGGUAAGUAACAUCUUUUACAUAGUUCCCAAUGAUAGUUAUUACUUUAUUCCUGAAUCAAAGGAUGAUAAUCGAGGAUUAGACCCUCUAGUAAAUGAGGAACUUUUUCUAUUUCUUGUAAAAGGUCGUUAUACGCAAAUAGCUUAGUUAUCCAUGCACUUCGUCUGUGGCGUCUUUUUUAUUUCCUUUCGAGAAAAAAUUCUGUAUAUGGCAAUAAAACAUAGUAAAUACCAUCGAUAUAUCCUCUGACGCUUAAAACUCUAUGAAUACUUUGCUUUGCGCCUGGCUGCCAAAUUGACUCUAUUUAUGAUGAGAAAUAAUUCCAGAAAUGUAUGUUUACUCACAUGCAGAAUGCAGCUGGAGGAGUUUUUGAGUGUCAACUGUCCUGUCCGGUGAGUAUUACGAAAUCAAAUGUCAGCAUUGCGAGAGAGUCUCUUAUUUUCCAGGUUACUUUUAGUUUUAAUUUGACCUCAGUCCUGGUGAAAUAAUGAUAUUAUGAUAGCCAUCACUUAAGAGUCAUUCCAAAAGCUGGCCCCUCAAUUUCUGACGAAUUCUCUCGGUUUUGGUUACGAUCAUGGCACACUGUUGCCACUUUCUCAGAGUCAUGUUGCCUCAUCAUCAAAGGUACCAAAAUACGUCGUAACAAGUUGCCUUCACACAGAACCUAUCUAAAAUUGCUCUAUUAUAACUGAUAGUAAUAUUCGAUUUCAACAGCGGUGCGAAACAGAGAUAGUCAUACAGUCCCACGGAAUCACUCAGAAAUCAGGGUAUUGUUUAAAUAUUUCAUAACUGCUUUAAUGGUCAUUUUCCAGUGAGCUGCUGCAGAAUUUCUGAAUGAUUGAAAAACUUUCAAUUUAUUAAUGGCAAUGGCCCUUUCAGCGAAUUUCUAGUACAACACCCUGCUCAUCAAAGCAUUCAAAGGGAACAAUAAACCUGUCUUUCAAUUUAUGUUGGUAAACCCUUUGCAAACUGACACAACUCUGCAUUUUCUCCAGUUUGCAUCUUUGCAUUUCAGAUGAAACUGAAAAGAGAAUUCAUUUAUCAGUCAAGAGCUUCUUUCUAUGACCACCAUUUUCUUUAUUCUCAUGAACUUAAGGUGUGAUUCAGCAGUGAUACUGAGUGAAUAAAUUAGAUGCACGUCACUUUCAGGGAUGAAAGGGUUAAUAGGUCGGAAAAAGUCACUUUUACUUAUUGAUGACACGUCUGGACGUAACUUGAUCAUGCCGGGAAAAAAUUGAGCGCUUAUGUAAAAACAUCAUACAAAAAGAAGGAACCAAGUGUAAGCUAUAUAGAGAUCCAAAGCAGAUGAGAACUUUAUUGUUGUUAUUAUCAUGAAAAUCGUCUAUUUGCAAUCAAACUAACGGUUUGUACUUAAAUAAAAAAGGCUUUACUUGCAUUACCUCACAGGAAGAUUAUGGUUCCAAUAGUUUUGCGAAGAUUCGAGGAGGAUUCUAAGGUCAGUAGUCAGAACUAUUAUAGAAGUCUUAAAGUAUUAAGCUUGAAAUUAAUCUUAGUUGUUAAGAUGCCCUCAAAUUUUAGAGUCAUGUGGUUUUCCAAUCUUCUCACACCAGUAUCUUUCACCAAGAACUGGUCUCAUUUUUCUCUCGUAUCUAAUAACUCAUCUCAUUUUCAAUUAUCACACUUUUUCGGGUCUUUUUAGACGAAAAGGUUAUUUGGACAUCCCAGUUUAGUCGUCUUUCCCAAGAACAUUCUUGGCAAAGACGUGUAUUCUUUCAUAUCAAAGCUGUUACCUGACGCUGUGACUGCACUCCCGUUCACUUUACAUCUGGUUGACCAACAGGUAAGUAAAAUGGUGUCUACUUUCCAGCCAAGCGGCCCAUCCAGCAGGAGUUAAUCCUGGUUUUCUCAACACGAGGCCACUAGACAUAUCUUAGACACUCUUAUUUUAUAGAAUGCCGGUCCAUCGCGUUUUACCCCGAGCAUUCCUAGUCCUUUCAGAUUUCCCCGACAGCUCGCUGGUAACCUUUUGCAUUUUUGGUUUGAGAUGGGCUCUUUGGGGAAAAAUUUCUUGCUAAGAAAAGCAAAACAGUGAGUUUGUCAGGGGUGGGAAGGCUGCAAGGCUGCGGGGCUGCGAUAGCAAGUAAGAUAAGAGACCUUCUAACGCUAUACAUGGGAAUGCCUGGUUGAGUACUCAAACACCACGCAGUCUUCGUAUUGAUUCAUUGUCUUCUAUAAAAAGGGGCUGUGUACCCAAUCUUUCGGACGGAGAUCUCAUGACACCCCUCGUUAAAAAAUUAUAAUUUAUUCUGUUUUGAUUCAACAAUUGGCAAGAUUCGUGAUGGAAUGUUCUUCUUGUUAUUCUUUGUAAUAAAGGGACUCCACUGUUCCCGCUGUACCAAAAUCACCGGCUGCACAGGCUGCGAAGUCAACAGUGAAGACGUGAUCUUGAAUCUGCAACCAUGUGACAAUUUAGCAGUCCAACUGGGCAACAUCAGCCGCUGGGAGGCGGAGAGGGUAAGAAAUUUCGUCAUUCUACCUAAAAUAUGAGCAGCCGGUGAAGAUGUUCAUAACCCUGGAAUAAAAUUAAAAUGGAGCAAGAAGAAAAUUGUAAAUUGGCAAACGUUACAAACCAAAUUUAACUCAUAUAUCACCCAAUUCUUCAACAGCUGAAAUUUCUUGUUCACUGGUGUUGUAAAUAUCUUAAUCUAGUGUGAGCAGACGGCAAAGCAAGAAGUUCAAUUUUUUCCCUUUUGCCGUUUGCCGUAAACGUCGACCUUUUACUCAUUAGAAAAUAAAAUUUCUUUUCCUUGAAAUAGAUUUUUCGUGUACUUGUUAAGAAAAAAAUACUACCAAUAAAUGAAAAAGAGUCACCUUGCUCGUCUGCAAAAAUAAUUGACAGAUUAUCGUACGAGAGAGUGCCGGCCACACAUGAAAGUCGUCAUUUUGUUUAUGUCUACGGACACGGCGGUACUCACGCGCGGAAAUAAUGUGUAGAAGGAAUGCGUAUAAUUAACCAAAUUCAGUUUCCGAGGACACCCGUCUUACAUGAGGAAUUCUUGAUAAAAGCUAAAGAAAAUACUUACAUUUAUCGAUAAAACUAUUGGAAUUAAACUCCUUGACAAUUAAAUUUAUAAGAUGGGCCGCUGUGUCGAGCACGACUCUAUAUGGAAGCCUCGCAAUACAGAAGAUCUUGUGCAACUUCAGGACUGCUUGAGGACAUUUGUACAAAGGUAGACAAGUCAAGUUCUUUUACUAUAAAUGAAAUGGAUCCAUUGUUCGUAAUAGAGCAAAACUGGGACAAUUGUUUAACUAUGUCUUUAUGUCGUUAUGUGCCCGUGAUGAAUGACAAGUCUGGGCAGUAAGGAUAUGCGUUAUCGAUGGGCUUAACGUCCUUAUGUGUACCAGCUGAAUUUGCGAAAUUGUCAUGUUUUCGACGUCAAGCACACAUGUCAACCCGGGGUAACUUUUAAAUGAGUAUGGAGGAAAAUCUCCAUCACUGUUAAUAGCGCUUUGCUCUACCGAGCCCAGUACCUCCUGUUAACUCAGCUGUCUUUUGGUUUAAAGCGAGCAGUUGCCAGACACGUGGUAUUGUCAAAAGUGUCACGAGGAGAGAAAUGCUUCCAAGUGUUUGUGUUUAGUUCGUCUGCCAGAUAUUCUUAUUAUCCAUCUUAAAAGGCAAGUAAUGUAUCGUCUAAUUAUGAGUACUGUCUCAGAAUCCAGAUCCAGUUACUUUAUUUAAAAAAAAAGCUCAUUGAAACUACUCUUUAAGAAAACGAAUGCAAACACCUUGAUGUUAUCAGAGGGGGAUGAACAAACAAAAACUGAGAAGUUUCAUCGGUUUUAAUCUGCGUGCAUUAAUGAUAAAUCACAUUAUAUUGAACAUGGAUGUAGAAUAGUUUGAGAUAUUAGAAUCUCAUUGUUAUUUUACUGAAAUGCAAUUUGUUGAUUAUGGAGACAUGUGUUCUUUUCAAGGUAUGUUUGGUGUAAGGGCAGUAUAGACAGUUCUUUAGUCAAUUCAUUUCGUGGGCUACAGUUCCUUGGUUUCCAGAUGACUUGAUUGAACAUGGUUAGAAUGCGACUGGGAACGAUAUUAGCCGAAAGUUAUAUAUGUAGACCAGAAACAUACCUACUCUGGUAAACUAGCAACUAGACUAGACCAGAUACUAGACUACAUAUAUGUUACGAAGUAAAGCAGGCGAUAAACGAGACAAAGACUGGAGACCAGACUAGAAUAUAUGCGGACAAGACUAAGACUAGAGGAAAGCCUAGAAAAGAAACCAGCUAGGAUAUAAUGAUGAUAAGACCAGUUGCUACACUAAACUAAAGGAGAUAUUCGACCACAUAUAUUUAUGAACUACCAGAUUUGAAUAGGAGAAGAGAAUAGAUAUUAUCAAACUACACUAGACUAGGCUAGACUUGACCAAAAUUAAGCAAAAACCGAAAUGGAGACUUGACCAGGUAGUGGUUACGGUAGACCACACACUUAAUUAAUUUUACGUUAGUUUAUUAGCUAAUAAACUAACAUAAAAUUGGAGUCGAAUAACUUCAUCCUACUAGUUGGCAAAAAAAUGUCCUUAUAUUAAAUUUUAUAUUUAAACGCAGGACAAAGUCCUUCGCCACCAGUUUUUUAAACUGCAAUCAAUCUUUAAUUCAUGACUACCAGUUUUCUGCGAAUCUGUUUGAACGUGCAUUUUUUCAUACCAGGUACAGUCAGAGCGGCGUAAAGAUAACAGCACCUGUUGCGUUUCCUAUGGAUGAGCUAGACAUGGGCGAAUACACUCAGCUAGAACAUAACAGUGCAGAGAAACAUGGGGCAGGAGACUUCAUUUACGAUCUCAUUGCAUGUGUCUGCCACGAAGGGAGUAAGUAAACAAAAACUAACAACUGUAAAGACAAUGGCAGAAUCAAUUAACUUACAAAAACCCGGUCUCUGCUAACCUAUGUUUUGAGAGUUAAGUGGCUUAUCGUCAUCGGUAUCCGGGUCAAAGCGGAAUUAGGAGUGUUACUGUUUGGAGAGAAAGGAAAACCGAACAACCCGUAGAAAAACCCUGGGCGCAUAAACAAGAACUAACAAAAAACUCGACUCACAUAGGAUCGGUAAUCCAGCCUACAGUGAAAAGCCAUAGCUUUCAGGACUGCGCUUUCCCUGCUCCCAAGCUAUAGCAGUAUUAAUGAAUACCAAAUGUUUUAAAAAGCACCCCUUUUUCACUGGAGUUCCACGUUAGUUUCUGUAAAUCAUACUUACCAUGAGUUUUAAUUUCUCAAUUUUUAGAUCAGCGAGUACUUAAAAGGUAACAUAUUGUUAAACCACAGGUUACAGCAGCGGACAUUACACGGCCUACACCAGCAAUAAUGGAGUAUGGUACCGAUAUGAUGAUAGUUGUGUUACCAAGGUGAUUAAUGUCAAUCUGAACUGUCCUUUGAACUCUUGCAUGUUGCUUCAGAUCGGCGGUCAACAGAUUCUUGUGUGAAAGGCACCUCUAGUUUUUACCCUCACACCGAAAUGGUGUUGUAUUUAACCCGCACAAAAGCUUACGAUCUAGAUUUAAAUAAUUAUUCCUGCUUUAUGAUUUAUUUCCUAGGAAUUGCCAAAUCACCUAUCUUUUGCUAAAGCAUAUAUUCUGUUUUAUCGCAGAAGAACGGGUAAGUUAUUAGUUUAAUUCAAUUUUGAAUUCUCACUCUAAAUGCAAAUACACCCACUCACCUCCAAGCAAGAAUCUACAAAACACUGCAAUGGACUCUGUUUUAGAAACUUUUUACAUUAACUCUCAGAUUUGAAAAGCAGAAGAUCGAAGAUUUUGAACACCCUUGUAAUAAGCAGUCCUUUUCAGUGAUACAGUUAACGAUCGAACGCACAUUUAUCUACACUUGACAGUAUCCUUAGUUUAUCAUGUUAAUGUGUUGCAGUGUCGCCGCUGAGCACAUCAUCGAGUUAUAGCCAAGAGUGAGUAGAAUAGAUCUUACUCUGAUAACACAUCUCAUUAGAAACUGUAUCAUUAUAGGUCUCAAGUCUUAAUUGGGCUAGCAAUCAGGAUAUAUGAACCAUUUUAACUUCCUCUACACUAGAUAUGAGUUUAAGUUUGGUUUGUGAGGAUAUUCUACUAAUACGCUAGGAAACAAACACCUCAGUGAAAGAUGUUGAGCUUCCCAGAAAGUUUUGUCGCAGAUCGACAGCGAUAAACUUUUCGUAAUUUCGGUAACUACCCUUAAACGAAAUAGAGUUUUUCUUUUCAAGCCUUAGCGUUAAAGGAAAUGUUUUUAUUCAAAAUAUACGUAGAAGCAAUAUUGACACAGCAAGGAAAAUCAGAUAUCGCCUACUGCAAGGUUAUUCACCAAGCCAUAACCCGAACUUUUGUAUUCAGUACGCCACUGGAGAUAAGCUUGUUUACGUUUAUAUGCACCGUUACCACUGUGUCUCUCUUUAUGACUGCAUUCCUGAUUUUCAGGAGUUUGAAGGAUAAACAUGUAACCGAAUCGGUGGAGAAAGGAAUCACUGAGAAUGAUAGUGAUUUGACAUCACCAAAACUGCUCAAGACUUCUUUGUCGUCAAAUGAAAAGGUUGUACAAUACUGCAAUAUUCUACCCUCUAAACAUUUUGAAAAGAACUAUCGUCCUUUUCUUUGAUUCAUGCGUUAUUGAUUACAAUGAUGGUUUAAGUGUUUUGGAGGCGUCAGAGUUUUCAGAACCACGAGGUCGACAUUUGUAUGACACUGCAAAGCAAAGGGUUGCGAUCAUGAAAGCAAAAGAAAUGUUGGGAUUCUGUCGGCUUACACGGUAUUUUAAAACUGUGCGAGUCGACAGAGUCCCAGCAUUUAAUUAAACAUUAAAUACCUAAAGGUAUUUCAAAUCUCGCCGAAAAACCUUUAACAAGUUGAAUCAACAUCGACCCCACCCAAAAUCUGGUAAAAUUGAUCCAACAAGAACUCGGGAGAUAGGUGUAAAAGUAAUGGAUGUCUUAUUGGGUUUAAUAGAAACAUUAUGUUCGAAUCCUUUUGGUUUUUGUCAUAUUUUCUUAUUAUUAGAAAAGUAUAAAAGAGAUUAGAGAAGAACUAACGGAGAAACUAAACAUCCUACAGCCGAUCGCUUACAGAGGUAACAGAAAAUAUCUAACGACGUCAAAGUAAAUGUUUUUACUCGAUACAAAUAGAUGUUCGAGUACAAAUCUAAUAAUUUAUUUGUUUCUCCUUGUUAGCCUUCCAUAGUGAAUCCACAGACGACAAUGAAACCAAAAACCAGAUUAAAAGGUAAGACUACAAUUAGUUAUAAACUUUACUUUUCAAUGAAGUCAUAGUUUGAAUCAGGCCAUGGCGAAACAUAUAAGUUUUUCUUGUGACGUGCUAUGCAACAAUGCAUAGCAAAAACUAUCGUUUACAUGCACCGUUACCACUGUGUCUCUCCUCGUGACUGCAUUCCUGAUUUCCAGGAGUUUGAGGGGUAAACAUGUAACUGAAUCGGUGGAGAAAGAAUCACUGAGAAUGAUAGUGAUUUGACAUCACCAAAACUGCUCAAGACUUCUUUGUCGUCAAAUGAAAAGGUUGUACAACACUGCAAUGUUCUGCCCUUUAAACAUUUUGAAAAGACCUAUCGUCCUUUUUCCUUGAUUCAAACCAAGUGAAUGAAAAGGUUGUACAACACUGCAAUGUUCAACCCUUCAAACAUUUUGAAAAGAUUCAUUGUCCUUUAUUUACCAUAAAAAGUCUUCAGCCAAAACUUUACUCAGGAGGGCUGUCUACCAUCUUCCCUCGAUUCGAAGGCUGAGGAAAGGAAAUAUGUUUCUAAUGUCCUAAACACGAAUGGCUGUUCCAAAACUUUUCUCCGUAACUGCCGAAAACCAGUUACAAUUAGUAGUACUCCCGAUGAGAGGGAACCAGCGACUGGUUUUGCUGUUAUUCCCUACAUUCAGGGUGUUACGGAACCCAUCAUGAGAAUUUUGAAUAGCCACAACGUUAAAGUUUCUCAAAGACCUUUUCAGACUUUGAGGCAUAUUUUUGCCAAACCUGAGGAUGCUGUCACGAAAGAACAACCAACCGACGACAUUUAUUCUAUUCCGUGCAAUGAUUGUGAUAUGUAUAUCGGACAGAUCAAACGUCAAUCUGGCACACGUUUGAAAGAGCUUUCACACCUCGUCAGAAAAAAGAGCAGCUAAUUAGAGAGUGUAUAAAAAGACCUCUUUCUGUAGAGUUUAGAUCACCCCUGAUGAAGGCACUAGACAGGAGUGUUGAAACGUUGGGUCUAUGAAUAGAUCAAUGAAAACUUGAAGCAAACAAGCGUUACCCUAGCCAAGUGCAAGAAUACGUAAUAGACCAAGAAAUGAUUCAUUUUAGUAUUGCAUCUGUUCAGGCAUGACCAAUGCAACCUUUGACAUUGCUUAGGGUUAGGGUUAGGCGACACUUAAUUGGGAUUUCCGCUUGCAGAGUAGAUAUCCUUACAUACAUCCUGUGUAACGUUGGUAGAAGGAAUCUGGAGGUCUCUCGCCACAGCAAUUUCGCCCCUUCACCUUUGGGAGUUCGCCCCCUGAUAAUGAUUUCAGAAGAAUAUGUUCUGCUGUAAGAAAACGAUUUGAAAGAUUUGGGGCGAACUAGUAAAGAAGGGGGCGAACCUUUUUUACCAUAGACCUUUCAGACUGAAAGCUGAAACUUUUUGUUUCAGGAGAAGAUUGAAGACAAAAAGGAAGGUGUCUGUGGGAAUGAAAGGUUAGUUUGUUCAAGACAGUCGAAAUAAAGAAUAUCAAUUUACAGGCCGUGAGAUCGUACAUGUGAGAAGUUAGCGAGUUUAAAAUCAACAAACCGAAAUUUGUAAUUUAGGCAAACAUGUCGAAGCAAAAGAAUGAUGCCUAAAACGUGGAAAAAGUUUUAUUGAUGGACAAAAUAUUGUUAUGGAAAUAAAAAUAUAAACGAAAGCUUUGAAGUAAGACACUGGCAGAUGAACGUGGUCUAGGGUUACACAUCCAUAGAUACAUCCCCAUUACACGACAUGAAAAUGUAUUCCCAAAAGGCUUAUCAAAUCUAUAUGAACCUCAGAUUUUGGAACAUUACAAGAAAGUUGAAAUGUCUGGAACGUAGUAUUGAUGGAAAAAUACGGUAUAAAGCAGCAGUGCUUUCAGAGGUGACCUUUUCAAUUGAUGGCAGUGGGAGAUUGUAUAUGCGAUAAUGUUUUAUUAUUUUUCUAAAAUAUGGAGUGAAAGACCAUCCAUCGAAGCCAUCUGCCAGACCUGAGGGAGCCUGCAACGAAUGGGAAAUGAACAAGUGUAGGUGUAAACAAUGUGACUAUCUCAAACAGGUGGAAAGAAAGGUAAAUAAACAGAAGACAUCGCAAUGCCGCGUGUGGAUAUCACAUUUAUCUUCUAUUUUUGAUAAAAUCUCUAACUUUACUAAACUGUGUCAAGAAGGAUUGCCUCCACUUCCUUCAAUAAUAUUUUUUUCUCAAAAAGAAGUUAAAUUCAACUUAAGCAAGGCUUGGGGGGGGGGACGCAUGCGGAUCAUUCGGCUCUUAAGGCCUCUUCGCGCCAUCGCUUAGGGCCCUUAGAGUUUUUUAUUUAUGUUUUUCAAUAGAUGCGCACCUUAGUUUGGCAUACAAACAAAGUGGAAGAGAUUACCUGAGGUUGAGUUUCGAAGUAUUUCUUGCCAAUUUUUCACAAAUUUAGUGUUAAGCACUCCCUUUUUACCUCCAGAUAAGGAAAGCGAAGGAAAAUACCAAUGAAAAAAACCCCGCACACAAGAUGCUCCGGCCUGGGACUGUUCAAAAUCAGUUUCAAAGAAGUCAUCUCUAACAUCCGUCUCAGUGUCAGUGCCAUCAUCAAUUUCACCUUCAACAUCACACUCGUGUACCACUGUGUCGUCUGAAGACCGUUCGUACGCUAAGCCGAAAGAAAGCGUCCCUCACUACCAAAAGAAACAAUCUUCGAAAAACGUUGUCGAAAUAUACAACAAGAACAGGUAAAAAAGAGCAACGUAUGCUCUACCAUUUCAGUGCCCCAUAAUAGAGUUUACAAUGACGAAUACUAUAAAGGUUUAACAUUAUCCAACCACAGCGUGAAUGUUUUGUCUGAGUAUUUGUUUGUAUGUAGAGGUCUCAUCGUUGUCGUGAAUUUUUUUUUUUGGUUCUGUGUUGCAUUGUCAACCACUUGGGUACUACACUUACGAUUUUCUGUUUUAGCGGUGAUGAAGGUCGCGUUGUGGACACUGAGAGAUUAUCGCAUGAGCUAAAGUGCGCAAUAGAAAACGAAAAUAUUAGGUAAGUAUAACUUUAUCAAUUUUUUAUCCAAGUCUUUACUUACAGUAAGAUACCAACAUGUCUCAAUUACCUCAUGGUAAUAAGUCUUACUUUGCGAUUUUCCCCCACAGACGCGCUGUGACGUUAUUAAAGCGGGGUGCCGACCCCAAUUUGUUGGUGAAUGGAUUAAGUGCAUUCCAUGUUGCAGUGGGAUUGGACUCUCCUCUCAAUCUCCGUUUCACCCGCCUCUUGUUGGACUAUGGUGGUAACCCUAAUGUUCCCUCUACAGAAGGCUUAACACCCAUACAUGUAGCCAUCAUGUGGGAACGAAUUAACUGCCUCAAGAUUCUGUUUAAUCGUGGGGGGAACCAUGACUGGCCAGAAAAUAAAGAAAAGAACGCCCCACGACGAGUGAAAGCUUUUAAAGCUAAAACUGGUGCCAACACAUCUGACUGCUUCUUAAAGAAACUCGAUGAGCGAAUCUACAAGCAGCUUCAAGAAACGACUUUCCAGUCGGUCUCACCGGACAAUCCUCCAUUAUAUGAGCUUGGUCCUACUCCAUCGCCCAAUGUCGGAUGCAGUAUUCCCCGAAAACGACCGGGAAAGAAAGGGUCUAUCAAAACAGUUAGGCGGAAAGUGUCGCUUAGUUUCCGGAGAGCCUCUGGUCAGUUCCGUCGGGGAAUCCGACAAAUUCGUAGCUUACUUAGCAGUUCGUCUGGAAGUGACAGACAAAUUUAG
Molecule: messenger RNA, 18715 nt
Organism: Pocillopora meandrina
Lineage: Eukaryota; Metazoa; Cnidaria; Anthozoa; Scleractinia; Pocilloporidae
Source: the annotation of a GenBank genome assembly